CGCGAGCCUUUAAAGCGGCUACCUCAGGUAUGGAGGCAAUGCUCGUAAGCGAUUCCUUUGGCACAGGGGGAGUUCUCUUCAAGCUCUGGAGGACUGGUGGGCACAGGCACAGGAGGAAGAUCAACACACCCAAGCUCUCGAAGUCACAUCUCGCGAGUUGUGCGGAGAAAAGCCCGAGAAAUGGGACAACCGACGCCGACGUGUCGGAGGCGAGAGCGCUGUGUGAAUACAUCGCAGAGGUGGGCUACCUCUUCUAUCCGCCUGCUAACGACCACACCCUCUUCUCCUUCGUGUCAAUCUCUGCCUGGGAAACCUGCCCCCUGAGGAGCGUGAAGGGCUCCGAAAAUCCCUUCCGCCGACUUCUCAGGUUGCGUGUGAUCUUGUGGUGGAGUUUGCUGGGGAGCUGCUGGGCCACGACUUUGGUGCUUGCGAUGGAGAUGACGAGGUUGGGAAGCCGCUGCAGAUGUUUUGGGAGCGCUUUUGUGGCAGCAAAGGCGUGCGCGUGCGCAUGGAUGCCGCUGCUCCUCAUCGACCGGGCCAACUUGUCAUGGAGGACCGCCCCUCGAGCCUGUGCGGCCCUCCCUGGAGCCCCUCUACUUUGGUAUCAUGGUUUUUCUUCCUUUGAUUUCUUUCCUCUAUGGAUGAUUCGUGUUUUUCCAGAGCGGCAGAAAGGAUGCAGCUCGCGGCGUGGUGGCGGAAGGAGGAGGGUGCAGCGCGGCAUGGUGGCGGAAGGAGGCAGCGCGCUGCAUGGUGGCCUAACAGGGAAGGGAUCAGGAGCGAGUCUAGCCGUCGGACUGGAUGAUGUUCCCCACAUCCUGGACCUUGUCUCCAAGCUGACGGAGAAUGACUAUUUUUUCUACUUGCCAGUGACGAACCUGGGAUGGAACUUGCGGGCUGCUGUUGCCACUUACAGACGGCUAGGAGACAUAGUGGAGGAGGAGUACUCACAACUGGAAGGUGACAGGAACGCCUUGCCCGAAGUGCCACCAGCGUACCCAUGCGACGAAGUUACCACUUCUCCAUUACGUGUGAGCGAGGCCAGGCUGCUGCUGCGCGGGAUCCGGUCUAACCAGCUCCUACGCUCGCUGCUGCUGCACCGGCCGCCACACUCAACACUCCCACACUACUACACGAUUGUCAAUGCCAGCGCUCACGCGCGUCUCUGGCUUGGCCGCUACGACCUCCCGGUCUACUACGAUCACAGCUUGACGUACGGUCAGCUGUGUACCCGAGGAGCUGCAUCGGCCGAAGAAGAGGCUCUGAACGGUGGUUUCCUGGUGGAGCGCGGGCCGUCUUUAGUGGAGACUGCGUUGCGACACAACACACUAAACCAUAUGUGGAAAGAAGGCCCAACCGCAUACGAGAAGCUAGUCCACAUGCGUCCCGAGGAUUACGAGCCACUGCCGGAAGAAGCUGUGGCGCAGGAUGAGAUGCUGUGGAAGGCGCUCCAGCAGCUGAGGCAUGCUGUGGUGGCUACGCCCUCGUAUGCAUGGGGGCAUGCUCUCUCCACCGCGGUUUUUAUGUACGCUAAGCAUUUCCCGCUGGAGCCCGAGGCCAAGCGCAAGUUUCUGUUCAGGCACGGCGUGCCUAAGCACUUUGGAACGCUGCAGGUUUUCGACACCAUUCGCAAGCUGUCAGAGCCACUGGAAUCGGUGGCGCUCAAGGAACGAACCUUUGCUUGAGAAAGACAAGGGUGAUGCUUUCUUGUCCUGGUGGCUGGACUCGGGCAGCAGCACAGCCUGCAAAACUGUUCCAAAACUGCUAUUUUGCCUUGUUAGAAACUCUGUCAGAAUAAACAACGCAAGUAAAGGACUGUGUUCUAUUUC
This is a messenger RNA of Selaginella moellendorffii, 1826 nucleotides long. RefSeq lists its product as uncharacterized. The record is from RefSeq and is a predicted model, not a curated record. Bases 30 to 1682 code for a protein of 550 amino acids. NCBI's taxonomy places the organism in Eukaryota, Viridiplantae, Streptophyta, Lycopodiopsida, Selaginellales, Selaginellaceae. The transcript is spliced from 7 exons.